AUGGAGUUAUGUGAAUUCCCUAAACUAAGGGGUCUCAAGAAGCUACAACAUCUCAACCUAUCAUACAACCGUUUUUCAGGUGAGGCUCCUUUAACAUUAUUGACAAAUCUAACUCAACUUGUGGUGUUGAACAUUUCCAAUAACCAAUACAUUAGUGGUCCAAUUCCACAAGAACUAAGCAAACUGGAGAGACUUGUCACGUUGGACUUGAGUGCCAACGCGUUCAGCGAAGGCAUUCCAUUGAUCUUGGGUCAAAUGAGCAGUCUCACACACAUGAAACUUUCCAAUAAUCUCCUGUAUGGGGAUCUUCCUUUCACACUGGCAAAUGUAACUCAACUUCUUGUGUUGGACCUUUCCCAAAACAAACUUAGUGGCUUCAUUCCUCAUGAAAUAGGGAAAUUAACAAAUUUAUUAACCUUAGACCUGAGUUCAAAUUCCCUGUCUGGUCCAAUUCCUGAGCAAAUUGGGUACUUGAAGCGUUUGACAAGUCUCCACCUUCAUUCAAAUUUGCUUAGUGGUUCUAUACCUUCAAAUAUAGGACUUUUGACCCGUUUGGAAGGCUCACCAUUGGAUCCA
Molecule: messenger RNA, 576 nt
Organism: Arachis stenosperma
Lineage: Eukaryota; Viridiplantae; Streptophyta; Magnoliopsida; Fabales; Fabaceae
Product: LRR receptor-like serine/threonine-protein kinase ERECTA
Exons: 1
Molecular function (GO): protein binding
Source: RefSeq, a predicted model, not a curated record